This is a messenger RNA of Botrytis deweyae, 630 nucleotides long. RefSeq lists its product as uncharacterized. The record is from RefSeq and is a predicted model, not a curated record. The coding region runs from base 1 to 630 and encodes 209 amino acids. NCBI's taxonomy places the organism in Eukaryota, Fungi, Ascomycota, Leotiomycetes, Helotiales, Sclerotiniaceae. Gene Ontology annotation, molecular function: GTP binding; GTPase activity. The transcript has 4 exons.
AUGGCACCCGACGAAUCUAUACCAACUCUUAAAAUUCUCUUGAUAGGUCCGUCAGGAGCUGGUAAAUCUGCAUUGCUCAUACGAUAUUGUGAUGAUCAGUUUGAUUCAGAAAGUAGUACUGCUACUAUUGGCGUCGAUUUUAAGUUAAAAACCCUCUCUAUCCACGGCUCUCCUUACCGGCUUAAUCUGCUCGAUACAGCAGGCCAAGAACGUUUUCGCACGCUCUCGAAUUCUUACUACCGGGGCGCGCAUGCGGUAUUAUUGGUGUAUGAUGUUACGAAUCGCGAGUCGUUCAAUAGUUUGAGUAGAUGGAUUGAUGAGGCGGAGAAUAAUGCGGUGGAUGGAUGUGUAUUCUGGAUUGUGGGAACGAAAUGUGAUUUGGAUGGUAAAGGGAAGCGGAUGGUGAGCGAAGAAGAGGGGAGAAGGCUGGCGGAGGAAUGGAGAGAGAGGGGUGUGGCAGGAUGGGGAGAGUGUAGUAGUAAGACUAGGGAGGGUGUGAAGGGGGUUUUUGAGGGAGUGGUGAGGGAGGUCGUCAAGAGACCGGAGUUGUUGAAGGGGGGGCAGAGGAAGUCUGGUGGUGUCACGAUCGGAGGAACCAACAACAGCUCUACAUCGGGAUGCGCUUGCUAG